GCGCACGCGCACUGGCUACCACGGCUGGGGUCAGCCUCCGCUGACGUCAGGACGCCCCGCUACUUCAAGCCUCCCAGCUCCGGAGUCCCUCGCGGGCCGGGGCGGGGCGUCUGGCCAGCUGAGCUAUUCCGGCUGACCGCGCCAGUUUGAAUGAAAGCUCCGCAAGAUGGCGGCGGCCGGAGGCGAGCCCGAGAGAGCCUGGUGUGUGCCUUGCCUAGUUUCCCUUGAUACUCUUCAGGAAUUAUGUAGAAAAGAAAAGCUCACAUGUAAAUCGAUUGGAAUCACCAAAAGGAAUCUAAACAAUUAUGAGGUGGAGUACUUGUGUGACUACAAGGUAGUAAAGGGUGUGGAAUAUUAUCUUGUAAAAUGGAAAGGAUGGCCAGAGUCUACAAAUACUUGGGAGCCCUUGAGAAACCUCAAGUGUCCACAGCUGCUGCAGCAGUUCUGCAGUGACAAGAGUAGUUACUUAUCUCGGUUAAAGAAAGGCAAGGCAGUCACUCCAAAAAACAGUAGCAAGCCCUUGCCACCUGCUGUCGCUGAGUACAUUGUAAAUAAAGCCAAGCAAAGAAUAGCUCUGCGGAGAUGGCAAGAUUACCUCAACAGAAGAAAGAACCACAAAGCGAUGAUACUUGUUGAAAAUACCGUUGACUUGGAGGGCCCGCCUUCAGACUUCUACUAUAUUAAUGAAUACAGGCCAGCUCCAGGAAUCAUCUUAAACAAUGAAGCUACCUUUGGAUGUUCAUGUACAGACUGCUUCUUUGAAAAGUGUUGUCCUGUUGAAGCCGGAGUUGUUUUGGCUUAUAAUAAAAACCAGCAAAUUAAAAUCAAACCUGGCACUCCCAUCUACGAGUGCAACUCAAGGUGCCUAUGUGGACCUGAUUGUCCCAAUAGGAUUGUACAAAAAGGCACACAAUAUUCACUGUGCAUCUUUAGAACUAGCAAUGGUUGUGGCUGGGGUGUAAAAACCCUUGUGAAGAUUAAAAAAAUGAGUUUUGUCAUGGAAUAUGUUGGAGAGGUAAUCACAAGUGAAGAGGCUGAAAAGCGUGGACGGUUAUAUGACAACCAAGGAAUCACAUAUCUUUUUGAUCUGGACUAUGAAUCUGAUGAAUUCACAGUGGAUGCAGCUCGAUAUGGAAAUGUGUCUCAUUUUGUGAAUCACAGUUGUGACCCCAAUCUUCAGGUGUUUAGCGUUUUUAUCGAUAACCUUGAUACUCGGCUUCCCAGGAUAGCACUGUUUUCCACGAGAACCAUAAAAGCUGGAGAAGAGCUGACUUUUGAUUAUCAAAUGAAAGGUUCUGGAGAAUUAUCUUCAGAUUCUAUUGACCACAGCCCUGCCAAGAAAAGGGUCAGAACUGAAUGUAAAUGUGGGGCUGAGACUUGCAGAGGUUACCUCAACUGAAACUUCAGGAAAUGGAGAUCAUGAAUGUGUUUUGUUUUGUUCUAAGAACUGAAAAAGUAUUUGGGAUGCCUUUCUAUUAUCAAGAUUAUGUAUAUUAAUGUACAACUUAUGUCAAGGUAUUUACAAAGUCCAUUACUGAUGCUUCUGAAAAGGACUAUAGGACCACAUAAAUAGAAUAUUUUGGUGGUUACAUACUAAAUAUGGAAAGUGAACUAUUUACAAAUCACCAUAUGCUUAGUUAAGAAAUCUGAAUAGACAAGUGUCCCCUUUAGUGUUUGAAAAGCAAUGAGAGAGUGGAUGUUAGGAAACCUUUUCCCGUGACUCAGAUAAUUCAGUUUAGGCAAAGGUACAAAUUUUAUUUUGUUUUACUGUAUUGUUCCUGCUUAAUACUCACUGAUCUUGUAUUUGAGACAAAGAAGCCACACUGAAAUUUUUUACUAUAUUUUUUACUUUUACAUUAAAAUGUCGGCAUCUUAAUGAUAUAUUUCAGAUAUAAAAGUAAAUAUGAAAGAUUUUCUUUCAGCUUGAUCUCAUUUUGAAGCAAUAGAUACCAUUUAUUAAUAGAUACCAUUACAAAGAUUGUAUGUCUGAACCUGAAAUUCUUAAAAGAUUUUUUAAUCCUGUUCAAGAGAAAUCUCUAAUCACCUUCUCUAGAAGUCCAUAGUGGCUGGCCAUUAUGCUUCUUUGAAAGGACAUAACAGUAUGACUAAGAGGACCCAUCAGAGUGCCAGGCAGAGUACAUGAGUACAAAGUGAGCCACAGCAUGAAUGAGGUCCACAGAGUACCUCAUCAAAACCCAAGAGCAAGAUCCUGGGGAGUACCUGUCCCCAAUGGCAG
Peromyscus eremicus (cactus mouse) is the source of this 2236-nucleotide messenger RNA. It is a transcript of the gene Suv39h2, whose product is annotated as SUV39H2 histone lysine methyltransferase. NCBI's taxonomy places the organism in Eukaryota, Metazoa, Chordata, Mammalia, Rodentia, Cricetidae. Gene Ontology annotation, cellular component: nucleus. The coding region runs from base 167 to 1399 and encodes 410 amino acids. The record is from RefSeq and is a predicted model, not a curated record. The transcript has 6 exons. Gene Ontology annotation, molecular function: protein binding; zinc ion binding; histone H3K9 methyltransferase activity.